This is a messenger RNA of Nematolebias whitei (Rio pearlfish), 784 nucleotides long. RefSeq names its product nucleoredoxin like 2 (gene nxnl2). Lineage: Eukaryota; Metazoa; Chordata; Actinopteri; Cyprinodontiformes; Rivulidae. The coding region runs from base 189 to 659 and encodes 156 amino acids. The transcript is spliced from 2 exons. Gene Ontology annotation, biological process: photoreceptor cell maintenance; sensory perception. The record is from RefSeq and is a predicted model, not a curated record.
AACUCUAACCCUAACUCCUAACCCUACCUCCUAACCGUAACUCAAACGCCUAACUUUGCCUCUGAGACAUGAACGACGGUGCAGCCAGUAAAAGCUGCAGAGCUAUGAGCCAACAGGACACUUGAGGCUGUCAAACUUCCGGGAGUUUAGGGUGUGUUUGUGUGUGUGUGUGAGGGAUUUCAGCAGACAUGGUGGAGGUGUUUUCCGGCCGGACACUUCUGAACAAAGACGGGGACUUCGUGGACCCAGAGGAGGCGCUGAGGAACAAAGUGGUGGGGAUUUACUUCUCUGCGGGAUGGUGUCCGCCAUGUCGCGACUUCACUCCCAUACUGUGUGAUUUCUACACGGAGCUGGUGGAGGAGGGCGACCCUCCGGCCCAGUUGGAGAUUGUUUUCGUCUCCUCGGACAAGUCUCCUGAUGACAUGGUGGAGUAUUAUCAUGAUAUGCACGGAGACUGGCUCGCCUUACCCUGGACGGACGACUACAAGCAUGAGUUGAAGCAGCGCUACAAGAUCACAGCAGUUCCCAAACUGGUGAUCGUGAAGGAAAACGGCGACGUGAUCACUGAUAAGGGCAGAAAGCAGAUUCGAAGCCACGGCCUGGCUUGCUUCAGGUCCUGGCUGGACGCUGCAGAGAUCUUCCAGAACUUCAUGGGUUAGAAGAAGCACAAGACGAACCUCAAUGGAGCCGAACAAAACCUGUAAUCAUUGAAAGAAUGCGCAUUCAAUUCAAUUUCUAUUCAGUUUAUUUAUGUAGCGCCCAGUCACAACGGAUGUUGUCUCAG